AUGGAGAUUCGCGAGGCGCGCGCGGGCGUGAUGUUCCGGGGCGAUGUGGGGAUGUGCUACAGGUCGUGUCUGUGGCUGCGGACAGCGAUCCGCAUCCGCCAGCGGCUUGCAAGCGGAUUUCUGCAAGGCGGACACGUGGGGGACGAGCUGUACCAGAUGACCAGGGAUCUGGUGCCGUGGGCCGACGUCCUGGGCGGCACCGACGCGACAUUCUCCGUCGAUGCGACCGCGGCGCGCAAUCCCGACGUGCGCAACACCACGAUAAUCAAAACCCGCGUUCGCGACGCCAUCUGCGAUGCUGUCCGGGACACCACGGGGCUGCGCCCUGCGCCCCCGACUGGCGUCGCGGACGUGCCGCUCCACGUCUCAGUGUACGGGCCAGAGGUCGUGUUCUGGAGAGACCUGUCGGGCACAUCCCUUCAUAAACGAGGGUACCGGUCUGUGGUGCACAAGGCGGCACUGAACGAAGUUGCCGCCGCCGGCAUCCUGCAGCUGGCGGGCUGGGAUGAGAUCUGCGCUCAGGCCGAUGACGCUGUGCUUGUCGACCCCAUGUGCGGUUCCGGCACGUUCCUGGUGGAGGCAGCGAUGAUGGCAGCUAGACAGCCACCUGGUCUGUGGAGGGCGGACUGGCCGUUUCUACGCUGGCCCGACGCCGACCAGGUCGUUUGGAGGGCGGAACUGGACCGCGCGAAGGAAUUGGCUCACGCAGGGAAGCGUGACUCGAGGCACGUCAUCGUUGGCUCGGAGAUCCACCCGGGCGCGGUUGCACUGGCGCGGGAGUGUGCCUCCCGUGCGGGCGCGGGCAAUGUCGCCAUUCGCCACGGAAACUGCGUGUCCUGGCGGCUGCCUCGCGCACCCGACGUGAUCGUCACGAACCCCCCCUGGGGCAGACGGCUGCACGACGAGCGUGGCGCGAGACGCGGUCACGAGGACGAGAACGAGGCGCUGGCGGGUGCAUGGAGGGACCUGGCGAGUUUCUUCAGGGAGCAGUGCGGCGGGAGCAGGGCGUACAUUCUGAGCGGCAACAAGGACGUCACGAGGCACCUGCGGAUGAAGGCUGCCCAGCGGCACCCGCUGACCCUUGGGUCUGUGGACUGCAGGUUGAUUGAGUACUACAUUUUGCCACCGAAGCGCGACUGA
Molecule: messenger RNA, 1140 nt
Organism: Pedinophyceae sp. YPF-701
Lineage: Eukaryota; Viridiplantae; Chlorophyta; Pedinophyceae
Source: the annotation of a GenBank genome assembly